This is a messenger RNA of Dunckerocampus dactyliophorus (ringed pipefish), 1278 nucleotides long. RefSeq names its product hairy-related 8.2 (gene her8.2). Gene Ontology annotation, biological process: anterior/posterior pattern specification; regulation of transcription by RNA polymerase II; regulation of neurogenesis. Gene Ontology annotation, cellular component: nucleus. The transcript has 4 exons. Gene Ontology annotation, molecular function: protein dimerization activity; RNA polymerase II cis-regulatory region sequence-specific DNA binding; DNA-binding transcription factor activity, RNA polymerase II-specific. The record is from RefSeq and is a predicted model, not a curated record. The coding region runs from base 31 to 588 and encodes 185 amino acids. NCBI's taxonomy places the organism in Eukaryota, Metazoa, Chordata, Actinopteri, Syngnathiformes, Syngnathidae.
CUGAGAUACAGCGAGGAGGCCUUCAGCGCCAUGACUGCUUCAUCUAUGGCACACGGCGUAGAAAAACACAGCAGUGCGAAAGAGGAGAGGAAGCUGAGGAAGCCCCUGAUUGAGAGGAAACGACGCGAGCGGAUAAACAAUUGUUUGGAUCAGUUGAAAGAAACUGUCAUCCGCGCCUUCAGGCUCGAUCAACCCAAGCUUGAGAAAGCCGACAUCCUGGAGAUGACAGUGAAACAUCUACAAAACAUCCAAACUAAUCAAGUGAACGACCCUCUGAAGGCCCAGCAGAAAUACAGCACAGGGUACAUCCAGUGCGUGCACGAGGUGCACAGCAUGCUCCUCACCUGCGACUGGAUGGACAAGACUCUUGGCUCCCGCCUGCUCAACCACCUCCUCAAGUCCCUGCCCAGGUCCACUGAAGAGAGCGCCCUCCAGCCCACACCUAGACUUGAUGUCCCAAGUAUGGAGGGUCAGGGCACCCAACCCCCCAGCACCCACAUCAGAAAAGAGCAGAGGCAGCCCCGUCAAGAGCGAGCAAUGCUCCACAGCUCCCACUUAGGGAUGCUGGAGAUGUGGAGGCCCUGGUGAAGCUGUGAAUUCUAUCAGCAUCUUGUUAGGCCAUCGUCUGUUAUGUAUCUUAUAGAUAUGCUGCUCAGGAGACAAAUAUGUGGGGCAGUUUUGUUCCGAUCCAUUGUUGUUGUAGGUGUGCUCGACUGAUGCUACACAGACCUCCGCUUGGUACUUCCCUUCCGAAGUUGACUUCUCGUAGCCUGCAUUAUAGAAGGCUCUUAUUAAUCUUUCAUGUAUUUAUUGUAUUAACAUAAUAUUUAUUUGCUAUUAUAAUGUAUCUGCUGUCUUUCUUUUCCUGAAACACUUUCUUUGCACGGCGUAGGUUUGCAUGUGAUAACACCGGUGAUAAUAAAAAUAUUGCUUAAUACUGAGGGAUGCUUGCUGGCAUUUUGUUCAAUUCUAAGGUGUUUAUUUGAGCGUUUCUGCAAUGCGGUGACUGUUGGCGUAAUGCAGCGGUGUCCAGGCUAUCCACUGAGGGCUGCAUACUGAAAAAUCAAUCAAAAUGUUUCAUUUUGAUUGAUUUUUGCUUUGUGUUAUGAGCAGCAACAUUUCAACUGUUUCUCGUUACGUUACGCCUUUUUGCUCUUUUUUUCCCCCAUUUUUACGGUUGUUGUUGUUGAAUGUUGCAAAAAAUGAAAUAUUCAUGAUAUAUUUAAUUUAAUGUAAUUUUAUUUUUUUUAACACGUGCCUGCCCUGCAAUUGGCUCGC